AUGAGGGGGCCAGGUCUUGACACGAUCCACUCUGCCCUCCGCUUGACGGCGUUCGACCUCCCUGUUGACGAUAGUGAUCUCGCACGAGCUUGUCUCCUCGGCGCUGAAGUGCUUGGAAUACAGGACCCUAUAGACGAAAUGCAGCUCGGACACUUGCGAGCCCCCGACCAACCCUCAGCAGCGAGGAGGCGGCUCGCGUCUCGCCCCUCCUCUGGUUUGUGGACGGAUCCGCCCCCGCCGUCUGGAGCCAAAUCGGCUCCAGUGACGCCUAGAAAGUCGCCUCUGAGGAGCGUUCCGAGCCCUCCACGGCGGGAGGCGUCGACGGCUGAGAAGGAGAAGGCUGAGGAGAUAGCGAGGGUCGUGACCCCGCCUCCGCAAGCACAGACAACGCCUCGUCGGUCCUCUGGCCCACGCAAAGCGCGGCCCUCGUACCCGCCCCAGUCACCUUCUCAGCGCGCGCGGUCUACGUCCGUCUCCAUCUCCCCUCCGCGGACUCUGUCGCCCGCCCAGUCUCUACCUCCUCCCCGGGCACCUUCACCACGGCCAAAAUCAACGUCGCCCACACCUUCACCAGCAUUCACAUCGAUUCUUGACCGCCCCCACCCCCGAUCCCAGCAACGCCCAAGGAGCGUGUCUCCUCCCAGCAGCAUCCUCGUUACACCGACCGAAACCACGUUCAUUCUCCCCACACAGGUCGCGCCCAUCCCGUUCCCUGUACCAAAGCCCACACCCCCAACAUCUCCCACAAGUGUCUCCUUUGCGGACCAGCAAAGCCAGCCCCGGACACCUACCAAGCCUCCCUCGAAGACAGACGAGAGCCAACGAACCCCGACACAGAAGAGUGUGACGCAACUGAAGCAGAAGCAGCAAAAGCAGCGCCCAGUCACUCUCCACUCGAUCCAGUACCACGACCUAGCGGACCUUGCCCGUCUAUCUCUCGACGAGCCCACAGAACCCUCAGAGAUGAAGCCUCCACCCCUCCUCAAACUCGCGACACAGGGCAAGCGCCCAGUGUACGGCAGCGCGAACGCGCAGUUCAGUGCCCUCGUGCUCGUCAAGUCGAACACGCCGAGCAUCUACGGCUGUGCGGCGGGGAGCGCGAGCUGCUCCUCCCUCGUCUCGCAUAGCGCCUCGAUUCACCACGCCUCCAUCUCCUCAAGGGGACAUGGACAUAUGCGGACACAGUCCCACGGCGCGCCGCGCACCCCCACCUCUCCGCGAACACCACGCACACCGCAUACACCGGGACACGCGCCGGCGAACGCUCCAGGGACAGCGUUCCCGGGCGAAGUAUGCGAAGUACCCAGCAUCAGCGUGACGGCGCCGACGCCGAGUUCUCCCCGGUUCUCGUUCAGCUCGCUCUUCCCGCCCAAGGCGCCCAAGAGCCCGCUGUCUCCCCAGAAACGGCCACAGAGGCAGCGCAGAGUCAGCGCCGAGGCGAGUCAGUGGGCGUGGGGGGCCAAGCGGGGUUCGAGGCAGAGUUCGGCGCAGGGCGGACCGGAGAGUGGCUGA
Trichosporon asahii var. asahii CBS 2479 is the source of this 1512-nucleotide messenger RNA. RefSeq names its product F5/8 type C domain protein. Lineage: Eukaryota; Fungi; Basidiomycota; Tremellomycetes; Trichosporonales; Trichosporonaceae. The record is from RefSeq and is a predicted model, not a curated record. The coding region runs from base 1 to 1512 and encodes 503 amino acids. The transcript has 2 exons.